AUGACGUCCAACUCUUCCAACAAAUUACUAGACAAGAAAAAGCGAACGUUUGAGGAGUUCAUAGAGAAUAGUAUUAGUGUCUCCUCGAAACAAGAGAUGUAUUUAUUCUUCUCUGAACUAGGCGAGUUUGUUGUUCAGAUCCAAGGCAAGGGGAUACCACGGAACCGGAUCAUUCCGAACAAAUCGGUUCAAUUUCGCUUUGAGGAGAAGAAGGCUGAGCUAACUCGGAAAGGGUUAACUGAUUGGUUUAAAGCGAAUGGGGUGAUAGUUGGGCAGAUGUUGACCUCUGACAUGGCAGAUAAACAGAUCUUUGGGGUAUGUCUUCCGACGAUAGUCUUUAUGGCGGAGACCAAAAAUUUGAAGGAGGGUUUACUCCUUUCGAUUCUUUCGAAUCAUCUUCACACGAGUUAUUGCAGUGAAAUCGGCGAUUUGUUAUUGAAGACGUCGUGUUACAUGCAAAAUGAUGAAGCGGAGGAGAUCUUUAAGUAUUUAAAUAAGACCAAAGGAAGUUCUGAGAUAGUUGUUCCUUUGAUCACACACUUUGUAGUUGUGUGUUCGAAGAGUGGUUUGAAGUUUGCGAGUAAAGAGCGACUUGUUGGGUUCUCGCAGAAAUGUGUUCGAAUGUGUUACAACAAAGAUGAAGGGAAGGUGUGGUUAAAUAACAUUGAAGAGAUCUUUCAAAUCAUGUCGAUGCAUGCAAUAGAAGACAUCUCGGUAGAUAUCAUGAAUAAAAUACUGAAGGAAAAUAUCGACGUGGUACUCCCUUUGCAACUUUUAACAAAGUGUUUACGAGUCCGUGGCGAUGGCCCGGGCAUCGAUCGAGACUUUUUUAGUAUGAAAUUGGCGAUUGAUUCUCUUGAGAAGAGUGACAUUAAGUCUCCCGACGAUGAAUUAUUAAGAACGGUAUUGGAGUAUAUCAACAUCUAUAUUGAAUCUACACAUCUCUCUAUCCCUUCACAACUUGUCCUUCGAAUUAGCGUGAUACUGGUCGACGUCUUGGACUUCCCCGAAACUCUCUUUAAGUGGAUCAACGAGACUGUUAUCAAAGAAAAGAAAACCCCGUCACACGACACUAUCAUGACAAUGAUGACGUUUCUGGAAGGACACAUCUCCGCUAUAAUGACGGAGAAUGGGAUGAUCUGCUUACAACGGGUGUUGUUGCAUUAUAACCAGACUCUCAUUAAAAGUAUCAUCAUCGUCGACGACAAAAUUGAAGUGUG
This is a messenger RNA of Entamoeba invadens IP1, 1220 nucleotides long. RefSeq lists its product as hypothetical. The record is from RefSeq and is a predicted model, not a curated record. The annotation marks the transcript as partial. Lineage: Eukaryota; Evosea; Mastigamoebida; Endamoebidae. The transcript has a single exon.